Molecule: messenger RNA, 3266 nt
Organism: Bolinopsis microptera
Lineage: Eukaryota; Metazoa; Ctenophora; Tentaculata; Lobata; Bolinopsidae
Product: glutamate receptor ionotropic, kainate 2-like
Exons: 3
Coding region: 2-2806 (934 amino acids)
Biological process (GO): G protein-coupled receptor signaling pathway
Cellular component (GO): plasma membrane
Molecular function (GO): G protein-coupled receptor activity; ligand-gated monoatomic ion channel activity
Source: RefSeq, a predicted model, not a curated record
UAUGACUGGGCUCCGUUAUAUCCUCUUUUUUAUAGUAACCUCGAUUGGGCAACCAUACAAAGUUGGUCUCUUGUUGAACUCCGAAGAGCAGGAUGAGUCCAAUGCCAUCAAAAGCCUCGCCCAAUACACCAUCUCCAAACUAAACAAAUCCAACACCAAACUGCAACUGGUAGAACGAUACCAUGACUCAGUAUACCUGAAUCUCAUGACUAGUGUUUGUGAACUUAUCGAUGAAAAUGUUGUGGCUAUCAUAUCUGGGUCCGAUUCAACUUUAACGGCGAUUCAGGUGAAUAUGGCAAAUCAGUUUCAUGUUCCACUUGUUGCUGCGGUGGCUACAAAUCCUUUCCUCGAACCCGUCUCUAAGGAAAACUUUGAACUGGCACUUUCACCAUCAGACGUAUAUCAGAGUCAAGCUAUAUUCGACUUGUUGAAGGAGUACAAUUGGUACCAAUUCUCAAUUCUGGCAUCGGCAGACGAUUACGGGAUCAACAGCAUCGUGAACUUGCAAUAUCUGGCCUCACAAGAUGACAACUUCAGCAUUAGGGACAUCCAACAUUUUGAUGUAAGAAAGGAUCUUUCAGAUUCAGAAAAUUCUUCUUUCUUUGAAAAAGAGCUUCAACUGAUCAAAGAUUCAAUAGUUAAGGUUAUUGUCCUAAACUGUGACGGAAAGUUCGCCAAAAUCAUAUUCAGGGAAGCCGAAAGAAAGGGCUUGAUGGACGAAUCAUUUGUCUGGAUAACGACAGAUGCGAUCACAUCUAAACCAGAAACAAUGGCCUAUGAUGACUUGUCCUACCCUUCCUUCUAUCAAGGAUUGAUAGGAACGCUGCCUCACUAUGGAAAAGGUUCCACAAAAUACAACGAUCUGGCAAAUGGAUACAUUAUGACUGGGGGUAGAUCCUCGGAUUUGCGCAUGUCAUCUGUAAAAGUUUCUAUGGGUCUAGAAAUCGUCCAUUUCUCUCUAAAAGAGCUUGAUGAAGGUGAAUGGGACAACUCCCCAUUAGUUAGCUGUAAAACACCUUCUUACUGGGUCGGUGGUGAUGAACUCUUCAGCAAAUUGGAUGAAAAUUUCCAAAACGGAACAUAUGACAAUUCUGGGGUGGUCAUUCCAACGUAUGACAUACUGAACUUCCAAGAAAAAGGCUUUGAGAAGGUUGGGAAAUGGGAAAAGUCCAGGGGUCUUGUUAACCUUGGUAAGGAUGAAACAAUAUCACAGUGGGUUGACAGAAAAGAUGUUCUAUUUAGUGGCAAUAAGUACUCACCUCCCAGUGGAAUAGGGAACACGCUCACCGGCUAUCACCUUCGAAUUGGCAUAGUUACAGAUCCACCGAUUGCAUAUUUCGACGAGAAGUGUGGCAAUAAUUCUAGUCCUGACUGCUGGUACGGCUGGAAUCCUGAUAUCUUCCAAAAACUUCAGGAAGACCUAAACUUUACGUACGAAUAUGUUCAGCCGGCAGAUAAUAAAUUUGGUGGCUUGAACAAAGAAACAAAAGAAUGGAAUGGAAUGAUUAGAGACAUUCUGGACAGAAAAACAGACUUGACCAUAACUAUAUCAAUAAGUACUGAGCGGUCCAAAUACAUCGACUACACUGCGUCUGUAUAUGAGGAUCAGGCUGCUUUCGUUCUCCAUACUAGGGCCACCAAAAGUUCAUCGAACUUGUUCUUUUUCCUGGAACCCUUCGACUUAUUAGUUUGGAUAAGCAUCAUUGGCCUAAUCCUGGUGAUCGCUCUUUUGACCACAUUUUUCAGUAAGUUCUCUCCUUUCGGGAAAUAUGGCAGGACUGUCCACGCUAUGCAGAGUUGUGCAUGCGCCAAAUGUGUGCGAAGGAGAGAAAUAAAAGUGGCUAAGAAGUGUAGGUUUGUUGACACGAAGGAAUAUAGUUGUUUGGUGGAGAAAGUGGAGGAGGACGAUGGGGUGAACGAGCUCUCUUACUACAACUCAACAUGGCUUAUUGGAACAGGUUUUGUUCUGCAGGGGACUGACAAAUUUCCUACAGCACCGUCUGGUCGCUUCCUUCUUUUCAUGUGGUGGCUCUUCAUCAUGAUUCUCACCUCGAUGUACACGGCAAAUCUAACUGCUCAUCUGACGCUGGAUCGUUCUACUGCAACAAUUACCAAACUAGACGAUCUGUUGAACCAGGGAGACUAUAAGUGGGGACUUUUAAAUGAUCGUUUUAUUCAGAACAUGAUGUCUGAUCAUGAUGAUGAAACAUACAACAAAAUUGUUAGCAGUGGAGUCGGAUUGGAAAGUUUAGAUGAAGGCAUUGCAAGAGUUAAAAAAGGUGGUUUUGUCUUCAUUGAUGAAAGCUCUGUACUCACGUAUAAUUUCAAGGGAGACUGUGAAGCUGCACUUACGAAAACAGGCAAGUUUAACAACCAGUGGGCAUUGGGGACACAAGUAAAUUCACCAUAUUCAGCAGUUAUCAACAGCAUGUUCCUACAAUACCGUGAGAGGGGUUGGUUAACCACCAAAUUUGACGAAUGGUAUAACUCCGCCGAUGAAAACGCACCGACUUGUUCUUCUUCGGUCGGCAGUGAUACUAAAUUUGGAAUUCCGAUUUUAGCAGGACUGUUCCUUAUUUUAGGUGCUGGAGCUGUAAUAGCCUUUGUCACUGUGAUCUUUGAAAUACUGUACGUUUCCCGCUUAGACAGUAUAAAAAUGAGGAAGAGUAUCUGGCAAUGUUUGUGGAGAAGAAUAGUGUUUAAGUAUCGUGAAGUCACAGAAGAGUGGUUUGGAAGAAGCCACAAAAGGGUCGAAGAUGGGUUAAGGAUUCAUGCGAAUUUAUUUCAAACAAUAAGCAAUAAGUAAUUUCUAACACUUCUAUUUGAAGUAUCGAGAUUUUUAUCACAGGCUGAUAGUUAACCUUUCAAUAUAGACCUCAAAGGAAUAUGAGUUAAAAUAUUUCCAUUUUCCAUUUUAUGUUUAUGUCUAUGAGCGUGUAGUUAUAAACCUAAUUAUCACCUUAAUAAUCCCAGAAUGUGUGUGUGUCUGAUCGUCUGUCUGUCUGUCUGUGCGUGUGUAAUUUCCGGUCUGUUAUAUUUAAUAAACGGUAAGAGUUACGGGACUGGUUUUUUCGGUAUAGUGCCGACAAAACUCUGACGAAGCCAAUAAGCAAAUUUUUAAAAAAUCGGCCGAUGGUUUGUGGUUUAAUUGGUGGUUUUGUACCAUAAAUGUCAGGCACCGCAAUAGAAACAUUUUUGAAGAAUUCGCAAAUUCACACUUCAUGAUCUCUUUAAAUGAAAUAAUAUUCAUGUGUUCAAUUUUGUCG